Habropoda laboriosa is the source of this 1409-nucleotide messenger RNA. It is a transcript of the gene dan, whose product is annotated as protein distal antenna-like. The transcript has a single exon. Bases 1 to 1365 code for a protein of 454 amino acids. The record is from RefSeq and is a predicted model, not a curated record. Gene Ontology annotation, molecular function: DNA binding. Lineage: Eukaryota; Metazoa; Arthropoda; Insecta; Hymenoptera; Apidae.
AUGAGGGGCGAGUCGGCGCGACCCGGUAAGCGCCCUUUAAGGGCGCUCUCCGCGUCAGAGAAGAUGGACGCGAUCCAGAGGGUUCACGAAGGUGAGAGUAAAGCGUCCGUCGCUAGGGAUAUCGGUGUGCCGGAGUCGACGUUACGUGGAUGGUGCAAGUCCGAGCAUAAGAUUCGUGGUAUGGCGAGGAAUUCAUCGACACCUGACAGCGAGGCACAUUCACCAGCGUCGUCGUCUGGCGCGAACGUCGCAGCCGGUAAUCUAGCCGGCGGAUCGGCGAAUCUGUCCAGCGAAGACGAGGGUCCCUGCGUGAAAAAGUCGAAGAUGGAUCAACAGACGUCGGUAACUAGUGCGGGUACAUCGUUCGUAGGUGACGUUUGUACCGACUCGGAUGGUAAGCAGGACAACAAACCGAAGAUCGAUUACGUAGGACUGAUGACCAGCAUGGCGGGCAUGAGACCCGAAAAUAGUUCACUGCUGCUACAACAACUGGGCCUGUUGUCUGGCGCCACAGGUACGCUCGCGAAGAAUCUUUUGAGUAUGUCGCCGUCGUUGUCGCAUGGCAGCACUGUCGGUCUGGUGGAAAACGGUCUUCAGUAUACUAAGAACACCGGUAACGCCUGUAUUACGAACGCGUCUAAUAAUUUGAACGGCGGCAGCAACAAGAGGCAUAGCAUCUCGGCGAUCGCACCUGCACAGAUGGAUUCUGUAGUGGCGAAAUCAUGCGGCACACGAAAGAGUCUACCACCGGCGGCGGAAGCACCGUCGACACCUGUUCCCGCUAGUCCUAGAAAGACGAACGAGAACAACAGUAUUCAACGGUCGUCGAGCAAGCCGAAGAAGGACGGGAACGUGAGCAGCGGGAACAAGAAGGUGGACGAGGCGUUAUGGUUGUGGCUGACGCAGCAGCAACAGCUGCUCGGUCAACAGUCGGCUAGUUUCAACCCAAGCAUCAAUCAGCAGGAUGGCUCGUGGUUCUGGCAGUGGUACAAGCAGUGCAGCUUCCCUAUGAUAACGCCGACUACACCUCUGGCGCCCAGUCCGGUGGCGAAAAAAUCGCCGAGCAAGGCGAGAGCUAUGUUGGACAAUGUAUUGUGCAACAACAACAACGAGAACGUGAAACGUAGCUUGAACAUGGACGAGGAAUCGGCAGCAACGGAGGACGGGGUUGAGACUAAUGCUGCAGAUGUACCGAGUAGCACAGAGGAGGCGAUCGAGCACGGCGAGAAGUUCUUCAAGUGGUUGGACAAAUGCUCCGAGCCGGCGGUCACCAGGCUUCAGAUCAUACAGUUCAAAUAUCUGUUGGACAAUCUGAAGGCGUGUAGGAAGAAAUCGUCGUCUAGCUCGAAACAAAGCAGAAAGUAGGCGAGAGGGAGGAGAGAGAGAGUGAGUGUGAGAGAGAGAUAGAG